GACAUUCAGGCGAUUCACUUGCGAAAUCCAAACAAUAACACUGCAACCGACCCAAAACCACAAUCAAAUCACAUGAAGACAUUAAAAUACUGAAUUUGUUGCAUCAUUAUGGUUAUUUCACACAACGUCAUACAACCACAAAUUUUUAGAUUAAAACCUACAACUAUAAAGAUAAAUGUCAAAAUUAUAGAUGACAAUGACACACAAGACAAACUCGCUAUAAAAAUGGAGUGAAAUAAGAGAACACCUAUUAGGGCUUCCCAACACGACCAUAGCAAAGUAGCUUAUGCACUUGAACGUAUUCCAUGUAGUUAUAACAUUACAGAUUUCUGAUUAUUCUAGGCCCAGUCGCCAUUCAAGAUAGUUGUUUCACAUUUUCACAGUUUCACAUUCAAAAUAUAAUGAGGAAAUAAGAAAGAAAAUCAUUAAAUCAUCAAGUAUUAAUAAAAUUCGUGAAAUAAAUGUCGAUUUCAUAAAAAAAUAAAUUUAUAAGUGAUAAUAAUGUUCUAUGUGGAUUAAAAAUUUCAAUAAUGAAAGUUUUGUAUUCUGAAUUAUAAAGUGAAAAUAUGGAAUCGUUCAUGGAGUACUAUUUUGAGGAGGUUUUCAACAAUCUGGAUCGGGAUUGUUUAAACGAAAGACAUAAAAGACGGGAGCUUGUUGAGUACUUCAACACUGUCAUUACUGGAUGCGCUAGAGGCCAAAACAUAUCAGAUGAAACAACCUGCAAGUACUUUAUACUUUCUGCUCUCCGGUACCACAAUAGCUGCAAGUCCAACAAUGGAGACGUUUGCCUCAUGGGCAAGUACCACAACCUGCUAUACAUCGCCAUGAAGCUGGCUUUCGACUGGAGUCUGCAGGACAAUGGUGUCGUUGCAGCGUUAUUGGAUGAGCUUUACACGUGUGAAAAGACUUUUGAGAGGAUAUUUUUGGGAGCUAUAUUCGGCACAUCAGCACCGCAUUUCCUAGCGGGAUGGAAAUCAGAUUUUAUGGACAGAGAAGAAAAUGUCCAUGCACUAGUUUAUUUCCUUGACCACGCCACAAACGCUAACUUGGAAUAUACAGAUGAUAAUAAAAUCCAUCGAUUCAUAGACGUGCCUUUAGAAAGUUGCGGUAAAGCAUCGCCAGUAAGAGUAGUAAUACAGAUGGGAUCAUCUGAAAUGCUAAUGAUUCUGCUAAGGUUUGGAGCUAACAUAGCAGCUGAAAAUGCUGCAACGAAUCCUAUUGAAUCAAUCCUAGACAGAUUGAAAGAAUACAAACGAGCAUACCCGUACGAGCUAGUUGGCUGUCUGAAGUUAAUUUUGAGAGUGAUACCAACGAUAAAGUUUACAGUAUCAAAACGAGAAUUUAAACAUUUGGGAUUAUCAGAAGAUUAUAAUUAUGAUAGAAAGAUAGCAUUGGAAAUCUAUUCAGAAAUAUUAGAAGACCAUUUAUUACCAAGUACAAGAUGUGGGUUGAGGCCGGUGGAACUGAAACAUUUGUGUCGGUGUGCAGUUAGGCAGAUGUUGUGGAAAAAUUUCGAGUUGCCGUUUGGCAUUUAUAAAUUGCCUAUUCCACCGUCAUUGAAGAAAUAUUUGGAUUUGUUUGAUGAUUAAAUGAUGCGUGUGGAUUGGCUUUA
Plodia interpunctella (Indianmeal moth) is the source of this 1615-nucleotide messenger RNA. It is a transcript of the gene stops, whose product is annotated as slow termination of phototransduction. The transcript has 3 exons. NCBI's taxonomy places the organism in Eukaryota, Metazoa, Arthropoda, Insecta, Lepidoptera, Pyralidae. Bases 567 to 1592 code for a protein of 341 amino acids. The record is from RefSeq and is a predicted model, not a curated record. Gene Ontology annotation, biological process: intracellular signal transduction.